Messenger RNA from Stegodyphus dumicola, 426 nucleotides. It is a transcript of the gene rdgC, whose product is annotated as retinal degeneration C. The record is from RefSeq and is a predicted model, not a curated record. Gene Ontology annotation, biological process: detection of stimulus involved in sensory perception. Gene Ontology annotation, molecular function: phosphoprotein phosphatase activity; protein binding; iron ion binding. Lineage: Eukaryota; Metazoa; Arthropoda; Arachnida; Araneae; Eresidae.
AUGGUGUUUGAAAGCUGGAUCUGUCUGAAUUGGGUAUCUGGUGAUGGAGCGUCCAAGCUUGUGAAUAAUCAGGGCUUGGCUUUUAGAUUCCUAACUGUAUUACGACCACCUGUAACGCAAGGUCAAUUAGCAUACGAGCCUCUAGAGUGGAAGCAGAUAGUUGAUCUUCUGUGGAGUGAUCCCCGACCUCAACCAGGAUGCUGCCAUAACGGCUAUCGAGGAGGUGGCUGUUUCUUUGGACCAGAAGUAACUCGUUCAUUCUUAGAAAGGCACCAGUUAGAAAUGCUGGUAAGAUCUCAUCAGUGUAAAUCAGAUGGAUACGAGUAUGCACAUGAUAAUAAGCUAAUACUAGCUAAUGAUGCUCCAGCUAAUGAUGCUCCAGCUCAUAAGGAUGAAGCUCCAGCUAAUGAUGAAAGUGUGGCAUAG